AUGUCUUUCCAACCAACCCAAAUUUUUGAGGAGGGCACUACUGAGGAAAAGGGUGAGAAUGCUCGUCUCUCUGCCUUUGUCGGUGCCAUCGCCGUCGGUGACCUCGUAAAGAGCACCCUUGGUCCUAAGGGUAUGGACAAGAUUCUCCAGUCAGCCUCCACCGCCGAAAUCAUGGUUACCAACGACGGUGCCACAAUCCUCAAGUCGAUCGCCCUCGAUAACGCCGCCGCAAAGGUUCUGGUCAACAUUUCGAAGGUCCAAGAUGACGAAGUCGGUGACGGUACCACCUCCGUUGCUGUUCUCGCUGCCGAGCUAUUGAGAGAGGCGGAGAAGCUGGUCGACAAGAAGAUCCACCCCCAGACUAUCAUUGAGGGCUACCGGAUAGCCAGCCAGGCUGCGCUGAAGGCGUUGGAAGGAUCGGCCGUUGAUCACAGCAAGAACCCUGAGGCCUUCCGACAAGAUCUGCUCGCCAUUGCCCGAACAACACUCAGCUCCAAGGUCCUGGCCCAGGACCGCAAACAGUUCGCCGAAUUGGCUGUUGAUGCCGUCCUCCGACUCAAGACAUCCGACCUCAACCACAUCCGAAUCAUCAAGAAGGCCGGAGGCAAACUCAGUGACUCCUACCUCGACGAAGGUUUCAUUCUCGAUAAGAAGAUUGGUGUCAACCAGCCCAAGCGACUAGAGAAGGCCAAGAUUCUGGUGGCCAACACCUCCAUGGACACCGACAAGGUCAAGAUCUUUGGUGCCCGUGUCAAGGUUGGCUCAACAAGCAAGCUUGCUGAGCUUGAGAAGGCCGAGAAGGAGAAGAUGAAGGCCAAGGUUGAGAAGAUCAAGGCACAUGGCAUCAACUGCUUCAUCAACCGACAGCUAAUUUACAACUGGCCUGAGCAGCUGUUCACUGAUGCCGGCAUCAUGUCAAUUGAGCAUGCUGACUUCGACGGUAUUGAGCGUCUUGCCCUGGUCACAGGCGGUGAGAUUGCCUCGACCUUUGACCACCCCGAUCAAGUCAAGCUUGGCCACUGCGACGUUAUCGAGGAGGUUAUUAUUGGAGAAGAUACUCUCAUCAAGUUUUCUGGUGUGGCUGGUGGUGAAGCUUGCACAAUUGUCCUUCGAGGUGCCACAGAACAGCUCCUUGAUGAGGCCGAGCGAAGUCUGCACGAUGCCCUUGCUGUUCUGUCACAGACUGUCAAGGAACCCCGAACCACCCUUGGCGGUGGUUGUGCCGAGAUGCUUAUGGCCAAGGCGGUUGAGGGCGCUGCUACCCGGGUUGAGGGUAAGCGACAACUGGCUGUCUCCAGCUUUGCCAUCGCUCUUCGACAACUUCCCACUAUCCUUGCCGACAAUGCUGGUCUCGACUCUGGUGACCUUGUUGCCAGAUUACGCAAGGCUCUCUACGAUGGUCUUACCACUUACGGCCUGGACCUGAUGACCCCUGGUGGUGGUAUUACUGAUAUGCGAGAUCUCGGCGUUAUCGAGAGUUACAAGUUGAAGAAGGCUGUGGUGUCUUCGGCCAGCGAAGCCGCAGAGCUCCUUCUUCGAGUGGACGAUAUCAUCCGGGCAGCUCCUCGUCGACGAGAGCGCAUGUAA
Fusarium proliferatum ET1 is the source of this 1587-nucleotide messenger RNA. RefSeq names its product putative CCT2-chaperonin of the TCP1 ring complex, cytosolic. Lineage: Eukaryota; Fungi; Ascomycota; Sordariomycetes; Hypocreales; Nectriaceae. Gene Ontology annotation, cellular component: chaperonin-containing T-complex; cytosol. The record is from RefSeq and is a predicted model, not a curated record. Gene Ontology annotation, molecular function: ATP hydrolysis activity; ATP binding; ATP-dependent protein folding chaperone. The transcript is spliced from 4 exons. Gene Ontology annotation, biological process: protein folding. Bases 1 to 1587 code for a protein of 528 amino acids.